GUUAUCUAUCACGAGUCAAUACAAGACAAAAGCAGAAGCCAACAAAACACACUCUGAUCUUAAGCUUGUUGCUAUUAUUAGAGUUGAUGUUGAUAGCAGGAAGCACAGGAAGAAGAUUGAUGACCAUAAAACACUAAAGCUAGUACUAAAGAAACACCAAUCCAUCAUCAUUCAUCACAAAGAAGGAAGCCAUGUCUAGCACUACAGCUGGUCAAGUCAUCAAGUGCAGAGCUGCGGUUGCAUGGGAAGAAGGGAAGCCACUGGCCAUAGAAGAAGUAGAGGUAGCACCACCAGAGGCUGGUGAAGUUCGCUUGAAGAUCCUCUACACUAGUCUUUGUCAUUCUGAUCUUUACUUCUGGAACAGCAAGGGGGGUAGGAAUUUGUUGUUUCCUCGCAUACUCGGUCAUGAAGCUGCAGGGAUUGUGGAGAGCAUAGGGGAGGGUGUGACAAAUCUGAAGCCAGGAGAUCAUGUGCUACCUGUGUUCACCGGAGAGUGUGGCGAAUGCCGAAGCUGCAAGUCUGAAGAGAGCAACCUCUGUGAAGUCCUCAGGCUCAACACUGAUACUGGUGUCAUGCUAAGUGAUGGAAAAUCAAGAUUCUCCAAAGAUGGAAAACCCAUUUACCACUUCCUUGGAACUUCCACAUUCAGUGAAUACACUGUCUCACAUGCUAAGUGUGUUAUAAAGAUCAACCCUGCUGCCCCACUUGACAAAGUUUGUGUUCUCAGUUGUGGAAUCUGCACAGGACUUGGUGCAACCUUAAAUGUGGCAAAACCAAAGCCCGGUUCUACUGUUGCUGUCUUUGGAUUGGGAGCAGUUGGUCUUGCUGCUGCUGAAGGGGCAAGGCUUGCUGGUGCAUCAAGAAUCAUUGGAGUUGAUAUACUUUCCAGCAGACAGGAACAGGCCAAAAGUUUUGGAAUCACUGACUUUGUGAACCCAAAAGAUCAUGACAAACCUGUGCAACAGGUAAUUGUUGAAAUGACCGAUGGAGGAGUUGAUCGCGCUCUAGAAUGCACUGGACACGUAGAAGCCGCGAUUGCAGCAUUUGAAUCUGUUCAUGAUGGUUGGGGUGUUGCUGUGCUUGUUGGGCUGCCAAGCAGUGAAGAUGAAUUCAAAACAAAAUCCAUCAACUUAUUGUAUGAGAGGACUGUUAAGGGUACCUUCUAUGGAAACUACAAACCACUCUCUGAUAUUCCCUCUGUUGUGGAGAAGUACAUGAACAAAGAGCUAGAAUUGGAGAAAUUCAUCACUCACUCAAUCCCAUUCUCUGAGAUCAAUAAAUCAUUUGAUUUAAUGCUGAAAGGAGAGUCAAUUAGGUGCCUCAUCUGCAUGGAAGGCUGAAACAAAUUAUAUAAUUAAGUGAUUCUGAGAGUGAGAGGGGUCCCUUAAUAUAUUUAAGCAGCAAUAAAAUUGUUAAAAAAUAAGCAGUUGUAGCUUUUGUAUUAUAUUUAAGCAGCAUUAUUUAUGACCAUGAGUGUUGACUGUUGAGCAUAUCUAUUGUCCAUGUCUUUGGUAGAUUUUUUGCUCAUUAGAUUAAUUAUAAAACUAUUCACCUUUUAUUAGUUUA
Molecule: messenger RNA, 1566 nt
Organism: Arachis stenosperma
Lineage: Eukaryota; Viridiplantae; Streptophyta; Magnoliopsida; Fabales; Fabaceae
Product: alcohol dehydrogenase 1-like
Exons: 10
Coding region: 192-1340 (382 amino acids)
Biological process (GO): formaldehyde catabolic process
Cellular component (GO): cytosol
Molecular function (GO): S-(hydroxymethyl)glutathione dehydrogenase [NAD(P)+] activity; zinc ion binding
Source: RefSeq, a predicted model, not a curated record